Parastagonospora nodorum SN15 is the source of this 2625-nucleotide messenger RNA. RefSeq lists its product as hypothetical. The record is from RefSeq and is a predicted model, not a curated record. Bases 1 to 2625 code for a protein of 874 amino acids. NCBI's taxonomy places the organism in Eukaryota, Fungi, Ascomycota, Dothideomycetes, Pleosporales, Phaeosphaeriaceae. The transcript has 4 exons.
AUGCAGGCUAUAAACCCAUCUUGCUUCAAUCUUUCCCACGUGCGCAUCAUGCUGUUCUUUCGCGCUUUGUCGCUGUUGUCGAUCCUUGUGCCGGGAUCGGCCAAGCCGCUACUGUCGGGGGUCGUGCCGCGGCAGGACAGGGCCCCACUUACAUGGGACCAAACCAUCUGUGGCGACAUUGUCAUCGAUGCGCAAAAGGGUAACCGAAUCUUCUACGCCGAAGAAGUGUUUGAAUGCUUGUCACGCGUUCCUUUCAACGAUGCCGUUGCUACCCGUUUCAUCAACUACUAUAACAUGACUCUACAAUUUCAGAGUACACUCGCAUUUCUGAAAACCCCUCCUCACGGUUAUCAACAACCACCUGUUGAUGUAAUCGAAGUACUCGGUGACAUCCAGCGCAACAUCACUUCAGGGGUAUACAAGAAGCAGUACAGCUUUGAAGCUGAUGUUCAACUUCUUAUCAGUCGCAUGCAUGAUUCACAUGUCACUCUCAGCUCUGGCAUUAUGAACGCCUUCUCCUUCGUUAGCCCGUAUGGCAUCGUGUCAGCAUCCUCAGACGGAAAGCAACUUCCAGAAAUCUACAUUGCAGAAGAUAUCCGCAAUGGUCGUCUACAUGGCUAUAAACCUGCCCCGAUCAACAAGAUCAAUGGUAGAGACGCUGUCGAAUUCCUCGCAGAAUUUGCAACACUCAAUACAGACGGCUAUGUCGAGCCACACGCAGACUGGAAUUCGCUUAUGGACAGUCCAGCUUUAUACAUCAGUGGAGAUCUAAGUAUCUUUCAGUCUGCAACAUUUUACCCUGGAGACAAGCUUGAAGUAACCUUCAAAAACGGGACACCACAUCAUGCAUACUGGCUGUCAAUAUACAAUGAGCUGGAUAAUCCUGGACCAUUAACCACGGCUGGAGAUUUCUACAACUACUUCGUUCUCGGUCUAAAACCUGCUAGCUACAAGGAAGGAAGUAUCUGGUGGCCAAUAGAUCCGGCGCACAAUGAGACAUCCAGUGGUAACGCGCCGUCCAUCAAUUUGUACGAAGAAAUAUGCUCAAGUGGCCACCCCUCACAGCUCAACUGGUGCCAGGCAAGCUCUGGCACCUACCCCAAUGAUCCAGUAGUAUCUCAACCCGAUCUUGCCAUUACAGGAGGUGGCGUCGUUAGCGGCUACUUCCUCAAAGACAUGUCUACUGGUGUCUUGAGUGUCCCAACGUUCAUGCAAUUCGACCCUAACACUGGAUUCUUCCAAGACACUGUGGAGUACUUCAUCGGAAAUGCGACACAACAAAACAUUUCUCGGAUCGUGAUCGAUCUACAAACGAAUUCUGGUGGCGAAGUGUUCCUGGCCUACAACACAUUCAAACAGUUUUUCUACAAUAUUGAUCCGUACGCAGCGACCCGAAUCCGGAGUCAUGAGCUCACUAAUGUUCUUGGUGCAGCUUACUCUGAAUGGUGGAAAGGGCUCGAGACGGACCUUGACGCUAACGGAUUCGCGUACAGCUACGCUGCGGCAGAAGAAUGGAUCGCGGUGAAUCGCAUCAACGCUGCCACUGGAAGCAAUUUCUCUUCUUGGGCUGACUACUAUGGCCGCGUGUCUGAUCAUGGAGAUCUAUUCUCUGCCGCUCAACGUUACAAUCUCUCGAACGAGGUAUUCGAUAUCGCUGCUUUCGAGGGUUGGGUACCAUACGGAUAUGGCAUUAACAAAGCUGACACCCCAUCGCCGCAGCCGUGGGCUCCCAAUGAUGUUGUCAUUCUGACAGAUGGCUUAUGCGCAUCGGCCUGUGCCGUGUUCGUGGAAAUGAUGACUCAAGCCGGCGUGCGAACAGUUGCAGUUGGUGGACGUCCCGAGCCUGGCCCCAUGCAAGCUGUCGGUGGUAGCCGUGGCGCCCGAGUCUACCAUGCCUCUGAAUUGGACGAAGAUUUCGGCUUUGUUUCAGACACCAUCAAGAACAGUACCGCCGCAGCACAACUACCCAGUCGCUCAGAUACAGGCAUGUGGAUCACAGAUGCCACUAUCAACAUACGCGACCAGGUGCGCGCGAAUGAGACGACGCCGCUACAUUUCAAGUAUGGAGCAGCCGAUUGCCGCAUUUAUUAUACGCUGGACAACAUCUUCAACACAACGCGUCUUUGGCGCGACGCUGCGAAGGCAACAUGGGAUGACCGCUCGCUAUGCGUCGCUGGCUCCACUGGCUUCCCGUCUGCACGAAACGCGACUUCGAAGCAAACUCCUCCAAGUCAAACCACAUAUGUACCCACCCUCAGUCUUGACCCAGACAGUUCAAUUCAAGUACUCAGUAACAUUACGCUUGGCGGUAUCGAAGCCGGCGACGGCUUGCCCUUUCUUGGAAUCACGAGCUGUAACAUUGGCUGCAGUCGUGGAAGACAAUGCUUAGCCACCGUACUGAGGUGUAACGGCGCCUACAGGGACACUACAGCUUGCCUUCCUCAAUGCCUCAGUACCGAUCCGAAUAGUUGCCCAGAGACAUCGCGUUGCGACUACAACCCCGGGUCGAUAGGAUCCACAAUCAAUGCGUACGGGGAUCGAGCCGCCUAUGCAUUUGGGACACCACUGCACGUGGGCUUUUGCAGACCGACAGGGCCGAAUCAGAUGCUUGCGUGCCCGCGUUAG